AUGGCCUCCAGUCACUUUGCUCAUUCCACAUUUUCUUCUUCUCCUCCUCACAGGGAAUACUGCUCCAGUAUUAACAUUAAAAACUGCAAAUUUAAGCCUCAAACACCUUCUGUUCUGCUUUCUUCCUUUAGUGACAGAAGGCCCCCUUACAACACUCUUGUCUUUCAGGCUGUAAGGCUGUUAGGUCCUCCAGCAAGAUUUGAAGCAUCAAAACUGAAGGUUGUAUUCUCAGGAAAAGAUACAGAUAGUUUCUUCAGCACCAGAAUUUUGCCCAGGACAUACACCCUUUCCCAUUGUGACUUUACUGCUAACUUGACAUUAACCAUCUCAAAUGUGAUCCAUCUUGAUCAGCUGAGUGGGUGGUAUAAUAAGGAUGAUGUAGUUGCUGAGUGGACAGAAUAUAAGGGGAAUCUGUUCCUAGAUGUUCACUGUUAUGUAAGUGGACCGAAUUUCCUGCCAGAGUUAGCAGCAGAGUUUAGAUACCACAUUUUCUCCAAGGAAUUGCCUCUGGUACUUGAGGCUGUGCUACAUGGAGAUUCAGACCUUUUCAAAGAGAACCAAGAACUUAUGGAUGCCAUUGUUCGGGUAUACUUCCACUCUAGCUCAAAGAAGUACAAUCGCCUCGAAUGUUGGGGGCCGCUCAGGGAAGCUAUACAGGGUAGAAAAGAAGAUCAAAGACAUGGUACAUUGCAGAAGGGAAGUCAAGAAACACAAAGACCUUGGGGAAGUCCGAAAUCAAUAUUCCAAGCACUAGUUGCUUUUCUUCUUUAG
Molecule: messenger RNA, 771 nt
Organism: Oldenlandia corymbosa var. corymbosa
Lineage: Eukaryota; Viridiplantae; Streptophyta; Magnoliopsida; Gentianales; Rubiaceae
Source: the annotation of a GenBank genome assembly